This is a messenger RNA of Cuscuta campestris, 2652 nucleotides long. Lineage: Eukaryota; Viridiplantae; Streptophyta; Magnoliopsida; Solanales; Convolvulaceae. The record is from the annotation of a GenBank genome assembly.
AAACAAAAGAAACACAUCUUCGUCAUUGGAAUGAUCAUGCACAAAUGGGAGAGAUGUACGACCAUAAUGUCUUCGUUUGCUGAUCAGGAGUUGGGCUGUCAACACGUCCUUUGAAGAUACGCUGGUGAAGGGGUGAUAGCCAUAAAGCAAGCUCGGACAGGGUUCGAGCUAGAAGUCUUAGUUUUGAGGUUUUGUAAUAACAAUUUGGAAAUGUGUCAUCAUGUUGUUCUUGAUCGAUGCAACCUGCUUUAAAGAUUUAGUGAAGGGCUAUUACAUGGGCGUGGGUCCUGCAGAUUAAGAGGAUUUCUUCGAAUUGCUUAGCUGGGACAGCAAAGUCAAGAUUUUCAGCCAAGGACUAUAGUGAUCACAUGGCUCUUGUCCGUGCCUAUGAAGGUUGGAAAGAUGCUGAAAGAGAAGGUUCUGCAUAUGAAUAUUGUUGGAGAAACUUCCUUUCUGCUCAAACACUUCAAGCCAUUCAUUCUCUUCGUAAGCAAUUUUCCUUCAUCUUGAGAGAUGCCAGCUUGCUUGAAGAAGAAAAUGCAGCUAAUAAUAAGUUUAGUCACAAUCAAUCAUUAGUCCGUGCAGUCAUAUGCUCUGGUUUAUAUCCUGGAAUUGCAUCUGCAGUACACAGAGAGACAUCAAUGUCUUUCAAGACAAUGGAUGAUGGUCAAGUUUUACUUUAUGCUAAUUCUGUGAAUGCACGCUAUCAAACAGUUCCAUAUCCUUGGUUAGUGUUUGGUGAAAAGGUGAAAGUCAAUACCGUCUUCAUACGUGAUUCAACUGGAGUAUCUGAUUCUAUUUUGAUCCUUUUUGGGGGUAAUCUUAACUUCGGCACUACGGCCGGGCACUUGAAAAUGCUAAAUGGUUAUCUAGAAUUCUUCAUGGAUCCCAGUUUGGCUGAGUGUUUCAUGAACCUCAAAGUGCAGCUUGAUGAGCUUAUACAAAAGAAGAGAAGGGGUAGGGCGGGUCGUGUGCAGCCUGGCGAGUGCUACCACUUAUAUCCACGAUGUGUUUAUGAAGCUUUUGCUGAGUAUCAAUUACCUGAACUUCUAAGAACUCCUCUAAAUUCACUUUGCCUGCAAAUAAAGAGUUUGCAAGUUGGAAUUAUUGCUGAAUUUCUGUCUGCGGCUCUUCAACCACCAGAGCCAUUGGCUGUGCAAAAUGCUAUUGAGUUUUUGAAGAUGAUUGGUGCAUUAGAUGAACACGAAAAUCUUACGCAUCUCGGAAAAUAUUUAUCGGUGCUUCCUGUGGACCCCAAGCUGGGGAAAAUGCUAGUAAUGGGUGCUAUUUUCUGUUGCUUUGAUCCCAUAUUGACCAUUGUUGCUGGCCUCAGUGUCAGGGAUCCUUUUCUUUUGCCUCAGGAUAAGAAGGAUUUAGCUGGGACAGCAAAGUCAAGAUUUUCAGCCAAGGACUAUAGUGAUCACAUGGCUCUUGUCCGUGCCUAUGAAGGUUGGAAAGAUGCUGAAAGAGAAGGUUCUGCAUAUGAAUAUUGUUGGAGAAACUUCCUUUCUGCUCAAACACUUCAAGCCAUUCACUCUCUUCGUAAGCAAUUUUCCUUCAUCUUGAGAGAUGCCAGCUUGCUUGAAGAAGAAAAUGCAGUUAAUAAUAAGUUUAGUCACAAUCAAUCAUUAGUCCGUGCAGUCAUAUGCUCUGGUUUAUAUCCUGGAAUUGCAUCUGCAGUACACAGAGAGACAUCAAUGUCUUUCAAGACAAUGGAUGAUGGUCAAGUUUUACUUUAUGCUAAUUCUGUGAAUGCGCGCUAUCAAACAAUUCCAUAUCCUUGGUUAGUGUUUGGUGAAAAGGUGAAGGUCAAUACCGUCUUCAUACGUGAUUCAACUGGAGUAUCUGACUCUAUUUUGAUCCUUUUUGGGGGUAAUCUUAACUUCGGCACUACGGCCGGGCACUUGAAAAUGCUAAAUGGUUAUCUAGAAUUCUUCAUGGAUCCCAGUUUGGCUGAGUGUUUCAUGAACCUCAAAGUGCAGCUUGAUGAGCUUAUACAAAAGAAGCUUGAGGAUCCUGGAAAGGAUAUGCACAAGGAAGGUAAAUACCUAAUGCUGGCGGUUCAGCAACUGGUUUCAGGGGAUCAAUGUGAAGGACGAUUCGUGUUUGGCCGAGAGAGCAAGAAGCCCAAGGAGUCCAGUAACAAUGACAANAUGAAUUCAGGGCACUUGUAGAGUUCAAGGGAAUGCAGUUUGUGGGUAAACCAAAGAGAAACAAAGCUCUUGCUGAGAAAGAUGCUGCAAUUGAGGCACUGGCGUGGUUAACUCAAACUAAAGAUAAUAAUGGUGAAGACAAUAGUUCCCUUCCAGAUGUUACUGACAACAUGCUGAAACUUCUUCUUAGUAAGCGCCGGGCAUCAAAAAGACGCUCAAGAUGACAUGUUUUUGGGUACAGACUGACUAAUGUACUCUGUUGCAAUGUGCCUUGGGAUUACCACUGAUUGAUAUGAUGCUUCGUCUGUGACCGGUAUGGCAGGCCAAUUGAUAUCUAUGAUGCUCAGAAUGACAUGUUAAAUCGUACUAGGACAUUAUUUUACAGUUAGUUUUUUUUGCAGGCUGCCAGUGUGAUGUUUAAAACUGAAAUUGAACAUUCUGUAAGAGGAACACUAGUUGGUUUUAUGCUUAGAGUAUAUAAUGAAAGAGGAUUCCAGCA